GGAUAAGCCUAGAGGCCCCAUUAACCCUCCUCCUUCCCCUAUAUUUUCCCCCCCUCACCAACAUCCCCUCCUCAUUUCUCAAACACUCCCACAUUCUCUACAACUAUUCAAGAGAGUUUUUUUAGAAAGAGAAGUAACAAAAAAAAAAAAAAAAUUGUGUAUGGAAGGAAGAAAUAUGAAAAAUGGUGAUACUAACAAAGUAGUUGGUUCUUCUCUUCAAUUAGAGAAGAACCAAAUUGACGUAUCCGAGUCUAGCUCGCUUAAAAAGCUAGGCUUGGUUGCAUCAAUUGCGGCUGGGGUUCAGUUCGGUUGGGCACUACAACUUUCGUUGUUAACCCCAUACGUCCAACUUUUGGGGAUUCCACAUACUUGGGCCGCAUACAUCUGGCUAUGCGGCCCUAUCUCAGGCAUGGUCGUUCAACCAACGGUGGGUUAUUACAGUGACCGUUGCACAUCUAAGUUCGGCCGUCGUCGCCCCUUCAUUGCCGCCGGGGCCGCGCUAGUAGCUGUAGCCGUGUUCUUGAUCGGAUUUGCCGCCGAUAUAGGACACGCAUCCGGCGACCCAAAUGGCAACGUAGUAAAACCAAGAGCCAUCGCGGUUUUCGUCGUCGGAUUUUGGAUCCUUGACGUAGCCAACAACACUCUUCAAGGUCCAUGCAGAGCUUUACUAGCCGAUAUGGCCGCCGGAUCACAAGCUAAAACCCGUUACGCCAACGCUUUUUUCUCCUUCUUCAUGGCUCUAGGAAACAUCGGCGGAUACUCCGCCGGUUCCUACAGCCGUCUCUACAAAAUAUUCCCAUUCACCAAAACCCAAGCUUGCGACGUCUACUGCGCAAAUCUAAAAUCCUGUUUUUUCAUCUCAAUCACCCUCUUGAUCAUCCUAACCAUCCUGGCCCUCUCGGUAGUCCGUGAGCGCCCGUUCUCCCUAGAGGAAAUCGAAGAAGAGGAAGAAAACUUAAAAAACAACACAUCGGGAUGUAGUAGACUUCCAUUCUUCGGACAAUUAAUCGGAGCCUUAAGAGAAUUACCGCGCCCAAUGCUAAUCCUUUUAUUAGUAACAUGCCUAAAUUGGAUUGCAUGGUUCCCAUUUUUAUUAUUCGAUACAGAUUGGAUGGGUAAAGAAGUAUACGGGGGUAAAGUAGGAGAAGGAAAAGCAUAUUCAAUGGGUGUUCAUGCAGGUGCAUUAGGAUUAAUGAUUAAUUCAAUCGUAUUAGGAGUAAUGUCAUUAGGAAUUGAAAAAAUUGCAAAAUUAGUAGGAGGAGUUAAGAGAUUAUGGGGAAUUGUUAAUUUGAUAUUAGCGCUCAGUUUAGCGAUGACAAUUGUUGUUACGAAAUCGGCGGAACAUUACCGGGCGACACAUCAUGUUGUCGGUGCCGCCGAAGCUCCGCUUCCGCCGGCUAGUGUCCGGGCCGGCGCUUUGGCUCUGUUCGCCGUCCUCGGAAUUCCUCUCGCGAUCACUUUCAGUAUUCCUUUUGCAUUAGCAUCCAUCUUUUCAGCAUCUUCCGGUUCCGGACAAGGUUUAUCACUUGGAGUUCUCAAUCUUGCAAUUGUUGUUCCUCAGAUGUUUGUGUCGGUAACAAGUGGGCCAUGGGAUGCAUUGUUUGGUGGUGGAAAUUUACCGGCAUUUGUGGUAGGAGCAGUGGCAGCAGCAGCAAGUGCCAUACUAUCUUUUACUCUUCUACCUUCACCUCCACCUGAAGCCAAAAUUGGAGGGUCCAUGGGUGGACAUUAAUUAAAUAACUCAUAUAGAAUAUCAUAAUUACCUUUUACUUUUCUUUUUUAUUUUUAUUUUACUUUACUUUAUUUUGUAAUUAGAGAGAAAAGAAUUAUUAUUCAAUGGAGCUUUUUAAUUAAUCUCCAUUUAUGGUGUAAUUUUCUCUCUUUUUUUUAUUUGGGGUACUUUUACUUUGCACCUUGUUUUUGAGAUAAGCUAAGGAAGUGUUAGAUGAUGGGGGAUUAAGCAAGAAAUUGCUUGGGUAUAAAUAUUGUCCCUCUUUGUAAUUUUCAGUCACAUUUGAUGAUAUAAUCAAAAAUCCAAAAAAUUUGAGCAAA
Messenger RNA from Amaranthus tricolor (Joseph's coat), 2052 nucleotides. Its product is annotated as sucrose transport protein. Gene Ontology annotation, cellular component: vacuole; plasma membrane. The transcript has 4 exons. Gene Ontology annotation, biological process: sucrose transport. Bases 161 to 1732 code for a protein of 523 amino acids. Gene Ontology annotation, molecular function: sucrose:proton symporter activity. NCBI's taxonomy places the organism in Eukaryota, Viridiplantae, Streptophyta, Magnoliopsida, Caryophyllales, Amaranthaceae. The record is from RefSeq and is a predicted model, not a curated record.